This is a messenger RNA of Olea europaea var. sylvestris, 808 nucleotides long. RefSeq names its product 40S ribosomal protein S16-like. Gene Ontology annotation, molecular function: structural constituent of ribosome; RNA binding. Gene Ontology annotation, biological process: translation; maturation of SSU-rRNA from tricistronic rRNA transcript (SSU-rRNA, 5.8S rRNA, LSU-rRNA). The coding region runs from base 169 to 603 and encodes 144 amino acids. Lineage: Eukaryota; Viridiplantae; Streptophyta; Magnoliopsida; Lamiales; Oleaceae. The transcript has a single exon. Gene Ontology annotation, cellular component: cytosolic small ribosomal subunit; ribosome. The record is from RefSeq and is a predicted model, not a curated record.
CCAAUGCUGGGCAUAUUAGAGGUACGCAAAACCCUAAUUCCAUCCCCCUUAAAUUCAUCGCAUCCGUAUGAGCUUUGCUCUGUUGCACCCAAACCUAGGUAGCGUAGCCUCUUCCAGGGUUUAGAUUUCCCCCUUCUACAACACAGAGAAGCAAAACUCCACCCAAAUAUGGCGCCGUCAACCCAGUCCGUACAGUGCUUCGGCCGGAAGAAAACCGCCGUCGCCGUGACCCACUGCAAGAGCGGCCGAGGCUUGAUAAAAAUCAACGGAGUACCGAUCGAGCUGGUCCAGCCUGAGAUCCUUCGCUACAAGGCGUUCGAGCCCAUUCUUCUUCUCGGCCGCCACCGUUUCGCUGGAGUCGACAUGCGCAUCCGCGUCAAGGGCGGUGGUCACACCUCUCAAAUCUACGCAAUCCGUCAGUCUAUUGCUAAGGCCCUCGUUGCGUUCUACCAGAAGUACGUUGACGAACAGUCCAAGAAGGAGAUCAAGGAUAUUUUGGUGAGGUACGAUAGGACCCUUUUGGUGGCUGAUCCUAGGCGCUGCGAGCCGAAGAAGUUUGGGGGUCGUGGUGCUCGUGCUAGAUUCCAGAAGUCUUACCGUUGAAAUGUCGGUAGUGUCGCUGCCUUUGUUAUUGAUAUUACCACUUUUGUCUUUUGAGAUUAUUGUUAGUAUUGUUAUGUUUUAUUUACUGAAUUUUCUGCUAUGUUUUGGAUAUUGUUUUCCUUUUUGUUUCGUUGUAGAAAGAGCAUUUUGAGAUACAUUAUCUAAUAUUUAUAUUUUCGUUCAUUGGAAUUGUUUUGUUUCCGCU